Neltuma alba is the source of this 3258-nucleotide messenger RNA. RefSeq lists its product as uncharacterized. Gene Ontology annotation, cellular component: SAGA complex. Gene Ontology annotation, molecular function: transcription coregulator activity. The record is from RefSeq and is a predicted model, not a curated record. Lineage: Eukaryota; Viridiplantae; Streptophyta; Magnoliopsida; Fabales; Fabaceae. Gene Ontology annotation, biological process: regulation of transcription by RNA polymerase II. The coding region runs from base 1 to 3258 and encodes 1085 amino acids. The transcript has 13 exons.
AUGGGCGUGUCUUUCGAGGUUGCAAGAGUGGGUACCAGUUUGAAUGGCAUUUCAGUAGUUCUGGACUAUUGGUCUGGGGGCUUUUUCUUCUGGGGGAUGAGUAUAGGAGCUGCAUUAGUUGAUGACUCAAAUAAGAAGCACAAGAAUCUAUCGCACUCAACCUCAGAAGGACUUGAGGUGUCCUUCUCACUGAAUUUAUUCAAAGAUGGAUUUUCUAUUGGGAAAGGUAAUGAGUUCCCCAGUGAUGUGCCAAAGCAGUUGCUUCCAUAUGACAAGGCGUCAGAAACACUUUUCUCUGCCAUUGAGUAUGGUUGGUUACCUGGAGAUAUGCUUGAUGAUAUUCCUUGCAAGUACAUCAAUGGAGCUCUUAUGUGUGAGAUUCGGGAUUAUCGCCAUAUUUUGAUAUAUAAAGAGGAUCACACUUCAUCAACUGCGAAUAUCCCAAUUGUGCAUAAGUUGACCCUUCAAUUGUGCAUGGAAACUGUUGUCAAGGACAUAUUGUCAGUCUCAAAUGAUUCUUGGACAUAUAAAGAUCUUCUGGAAAUUGAGUCUUGCAUCAUCAAGGCUUUGCAACCAGAUCUUCAUUUGAACCCGGAACCUUUAGGGGGCCAACUUUUUGGUGAAUCUCGAGGAAAGAAGCAUGCAUGGCAGCUUGAUCUGGGUAUUGCAUGGAAGUGGAAGAAAAGAAAGCUAAGUGAUGAACCAAUGCAAGGUUUGCCAAUCAGAAGCUCAAAUCUUCUAAAACAUGCUAUGCGUGAUUAUCUCACCCAAAAGCACAAACCUCAAUGUGGUCCUCUGGGAAAAGAAAAAAGCACUUCUAGUAUGCUGGAAAAUAUCUCCAGCCGUUUUUGUAAUCCACCGGGGAUAAAUUCUGCUCUUGAUUACUCAUCAUGCUCAAUUGCCUUAAUGGUUCCAAAGAUACCUAAUUUUGUUUAUAUGCCCAAUCAACCACUUGCUAAUGCUACGAAUGGCAUGGCUCUGGGGAAUUCCAUAGUUUCUUGUGAGAACAGCGUUUGCAACAAACAAUCUACUAAAAGAAUCCCUUAUAAGAAACCAAAACAAGAGCCAGUGGACCUGCCUAAACUCCAGCUUGUAGGCAGCCAAGUCAGCAUUGCACCUGAAGGUCCUGAACUACAGUGGGUGGACAACGCACCAAAACAGCAAUUUGAUGUUGAGAAAAGUCUAUGUGAAAGCAAAAAGAGAAAAUUCCAUGUCAAGCAAUCAACACGUAAUGACCAAAUGAUGCUUAAAGGAAUUCAAAACGAUCAGAUCAGAGCUCCCUUUGUGAAACAGGAGCCUGCUGAGCCAAGUGGCCUACACGCUGAUGGUUCUUGCAAGGAUAGGAGCAUUGGUCCAUCUAAUUUGUAUAAUUCAAAACAGCACUUCUUAUUGAAGCUGUCGACAAUUAAUAGCACUUCCAUCUGCUCAUCCAAUCACUUGGAUCAGCCUUAUGACAAGUGUCUGAAAAAUGGAAAUGCUGCUCUGAAGAGAAAAGUCUCUCAGAAUUUGCAGGCUACAGCUGCAGAUGGAAGUCUGUCAACUACUCGAAAUAGCAGUUCCUUGCAAAGGCAGGCUUCUAUGAGAGCGGCACAUAAAAGCUCUCGUUCUAGAGGUUUGAAAGCUGAAGCAGCUGGUGCAGUCAUCAGCAUGAGCAGCGGUAAUCUGGCUGGUGCAAAUAGCCUGACUGUGAAGAACCUGUGUCCACCACAGCAAUCAGUUGAAGAUGAAAAUGCUUCUAGCAGAUUAUUAAAGAUUCUAGAAGUGUGUGAGAGGUAUGGAUUGAUUGACAGGAAGCUCAAGUUGGAUCAAAUUGUUCGAAAGAAGCCAUCCUUCCACCAGACUCCUCCCCUGGUUGGUGUUCACCUUGCAAGUUUUGAGGACGGUGGAAAGUCAGAAGAUUCUAUGGGAUAUAAAAUUUCUUCAUCCAAGUAUUCCAGAAGUGACUGUCCAGUGGUUGAUAACGCAGCUCUGGUUAAACUGGUCAUGUUGGAAAACCUAGACAUUGGAACAGUUGAAGUGCACGUGUUCUAUGGAUGUGAUGGAGAUCAUCCUGUUUCCUCGUCUCUCUUGCCUACUUUUUCUAGUUCUCUGCGUUCUGCAAACCAGAUUGCUUGUCAGUUCACUUCAUUGAUGAUUCGUGAAGGGUACCGCAUAAUUAGUGAUCAAGUUGGGUCCUUACCUCGUAACGAAAAUGGUGAAUUAGGUAUCAAAAAGCAGCCAAUUGUCAGUAAUUCCAUUUUGACACAUAGAACAGUGAAACCUUCUGCAACUUGCGCUGUUGGGUUGUCUUCACCUCCCUUGCAUAAUUCAAGUAGUAGGAUGCCAUUCCAAUUCGAUGUUCCUACGCAAUCACCACAGCCCACUAUUCUCUCUGGAUUGAAUGUCACUGUGGGUGGAAAUAGUUUCUCAUCACCGCAGCCGACCCACAACAGUGCAUUUAAUCUUCAAAUUGACAAUCUUCAACAGCAAAUGAGGUCCAUCCAGCAGUGGUGGCAACAGAGUGCAAAUAAAUUUUUGUGGUUGCAAUAUCAAAUGCAGCUGCUGAAGCAUUGGCAAGAACAGGAACUCAUUCCAGGGACAGAAUCCACAGUUUAUCUGGGCGCUGCUGCAAGCGGCCAUGGUACAGUACCAUUAAAUGGAGGCCAAAGGAUCAUCAGAAACAUAGAAUCUAGCUCCUGUAGUCAUAUCACUGGCAUCAAUUGUUCUGGACCUAUACUUUCUGAGGGACUGAUGCACUGCCUGAACAGUUUGAGCACCUCUAGCAAUCUCCAGAAUAAUCAUAUACUGGGUUCGAACGAUGAGCAGCUCUUUGGUGCAGUUUCAGAUGGCAGAUUUGCGGUUUUCCCAACACCGAACACUAGCCAAGGUCAGGGUUUCGUUGGCGGAUUGCCAACCCCGAGAAAUGCAAGCAUGCUCUCAACUGCCCACGCACAUGCUAUUAACAUGAGAAACAUAUGCAACAAUCGCAGGGAGCCCUGGGCAGAGACAAGCCAGCCAUCCCAUAUGGUGUUGCAGCAGGACAUUGGGCCAAUGGCAAUGCUUGGGCCAAACAAGGCGGCUAGGUUAGCUAAUCAGGUGGUUCCAUCUCUACCUCUACUUCCCUCACUGCAUAGUAAGUUGCCUCAAUUGAGCACUCGGCAACUGAAUCCCGGUAGCAUGGCAACUUCGCAGCAGAUAAACGAUGGGAGCAUAUCAGGUUCUGGAAGUCCAGAGGUUAGAGCCUGGACUCAUGGAUCUGUAGGUAAUAGCAAUAUCUAA